AUGACUGAGCAACAACAAAAUAAUCAAUCAUCUAUUAGUAUUAAAGACACUAAGAUUGCUGAUAUGGAAAAUGUUGAAGAUACAAUAAGUAGAAUAGAAGGAUUACCAGGAAUAGUUGCAAAAAAAAUAUUAAUUGUAGUAAAAUAUUUAUGGGUAAUAAUACCAUGUUUAUUAGUAAUAACAUAUGUGUUGUGUGUGUAUUUUAUUAUGAAAUAUUUUUAUUUCAAUUGGUCAUGGACUGAAAGAUUAUUUUGGUUUUAUUUUGAAUUACAUUACACAUAUUAUCAAAUAUUUUGGUCAUUCUUUAAAUGUCAUUUUGUUCAACCUAAAGAAGUUGAUUUAGGAUAUGAAAGAAAUUUAUUAUAUGAUAGUGAAGAAGUAUGUAGUAUAUGUAAUAAACCAAGACCUGCAAGAACACAUCAUUGUGGAUUUUGUAAACGAUGUAUAACAAAAUAUGAUCAUCAUUGUUCAUGGAUGAGUGCAUGUAUUGGAUAUCAUAAUGCAAAAUAUUUCUUUUUAUUUAUGGUAGGAUGUUUUAGAGGAAUGUUAAUUUGUGAUACUCAUUUAUGGUAUAUUUGGAAAAUGUAUUAUUCAAAUGAUAAUUUUCCAUUUUGGACUACAUUAAUAUUAUCAUUAUUCUUCUUUAAUAUUACAAUGGUAAUGAUUCUUCAAGUUUUAUUAAAUAGUAUUUGUUUUUCACUUAAUUUAACAAUGAUGGAACUUGUAGUUUAUUUAGGACAAUGUUUUAAGAAUAAAACCAUUUUUAUUUCAUUACCAUAUUACAAAUCAUUAUCUGAAAAUUGGCAUGAAGCACUUCAUCUUCCAAAACAUUUACCUAUUAUUUUAGGCUUCAUUCCUUAUGACUUUAAGAAUAAAGAACAUCAAGAAUAAUUUAUUUGAUUUACU
Molecule: messenger RNA, 906 nt
Organism: Entamoeba histolytica HM-1:IMSS
Lineage: Eukaryota; Evosea; Mastigamoebida; Endamoebidae
Exons: 1
Coding region: 1-891 (296 amino acids)
Biological process (GO): peptidyl-L-cysteine S-palmitoylation; protein targeting to membrane
Cellular component (GO): Golgi apparatus; endoplasmic reticulum
Molecular function (GO): protein-cysteine S-palmitoyltransferase activity
Source: RefSeq, a predicted model, not a curated record